Molecule: messenger RNA, 237 nt
Organism: Rotaria sp. Silwood2
Lineage: Eukaryota; Metazoa; Rotifera; Eurotatoria; Philodinida; Philodinidae
Source: the annotation of a GenBank genome assembly
AUGCAUCGGUUUCCAGAAGUGCCGAAAAUGUUAGGAGAGGCUCCUCGAGGUGAGAGUAGUGGUUCUUUGAAGGAACAGCUAAUGUCUGAAGGGGUGAAAGAGGUUUUUGUAGCUGCUGUUGUUCUUGAUGAUGAAAAUGGCGAUAGAGAUCCAGGAGCUUCGUCUAUUGAACAACAGGCUAUUUUAUCUGAUUCUGUUAUUCGCGAGAAUUCAUCAAUGAUCGAAGUAGAAGUGUGA